Messenger RNA from Pleurotus ostreatus (oyster mushroom), 1080 nucleotides. RefSeq lists its product as uncharacterized. The record is from RefSeq and is a predicted model, not a curated record. Lineage: Eukaryota; Fungi; Basidiomycota; Agaricomycetes; Agaricales; Pleurotaceae. Bases 1 to 1080 code for a protein of 359 amino acids. The transcript is spliced from 7 exons.
AUGCGGCCUUACGAACCUGAACUAAUGACCUUAGUUGAAGACAUGAAUCCCUACGUUGAGGACGACGCUUGUCCCGAUUAUGAUGUAGCAGUGAGUCGCAGCACUAGCAACAGCAGAUCUGCAAGCCUUCGAUGGCAGUCCCCCUUCGACGAUCCACCUCAGCCACUCAGCGUCAGAAGGCUACCAACACGUCUUGAACAAUAUGUAUACACUUACAACCUAGUGGCCGGUUCGACGCCCAUACAGUUUAUAAUCUCUGUCGAGCCAGUCAAUGGAAGACCUGAAGCGGGCGACUACAACUUCCAUCUCUCCCUCAAAAUCAAUCAGAUCGAGCGCCAGAUUUGCGAACCAACGAAGCUUAGGCUGUCUAUCGACCCAAGAACUCUGGAUUUCGUCGUCUUUGUGUUCCCUGGUAAAUCAAGCUUACCUGUAGGCUCCCUGUGGUCGUUGCGCGUAUGGCUUCGGACGCAAAGCAUCAGUCACCGAAUAUUCGCAGACGAUGAACUGUUCGUAGGCAAGGAUCUCGACUUUAACUCUAUUGCCGAUGCUUCGUUUGCGCGCCUCAAGACAGCAAAUGCGAACAGUCAAAUCUAUCAAUCGUAUGUCGGCAAGGCACCCGUCACAUUUACCGUUUCUUGGAAGCAGAAAUCUGACAAGACGUAUUCGUACAACAUAGAAUAUGAUGCGGGAGGCGUAGGUGCUACGGUCGUGCAGGAUCUUCUGCUGAAACUAGAUUGCGAUCCCAGAAGGAUAACGUUUACCAUAUAUUCCGUACCCAUGACGUCCACACCAGCCGGUGCUUCGCAUAGAAUCCGUAUCUGGGUUCGUUCACUAGCGCCUUUCCCCACCGAACCUGGCCCCGUCGGCCACUAUACGCUCCCCUUCACUGAUUCCUACAUCUACCACCGGGUAUGGAAAUCCGAUGGCUUCCGCCUAGGUGCACACCUCGAUUUCCUGUCGUUGUCGAACAAGAUGGUUCUCGGCUUCGCCGCUUCCAACACCCCGCAGACUGUUGUCACUGUGCGCUCAGUGCCCCCUCCGCCACGAGAUACGUACUCGCCGGCUAGUAUGAGAAAGUAG